CAGAGCAAUACGGCGUACCAAUUAUCUAUAAUUCAUGUAUAAGUAGCCCUUUGGAAAAAGAAAAUGCAAACCGAGCCCCACGAGGAUGUUCCAGAUCCGGUGAGAUCCACACCGGUUUACGAAGGUCCGCGACGAAAAAUAGUUAUAGCUCUUGACAGCUCCCGGCACUCUAAGCAUGCUCUCUCAUGGGCUCUUGACAACUUGCUUGAUGUUGACACGGACCAUAUCAUUCUUCUAAGCGUUGGGAUAUUUCAUGAUCGACUCGGGGACGUCAUGGCUGCGGCUUUGGGACCAGUGUAUGAUGCAGAUCGCAUGGAGAGUAUUUCUAAGCAGGCAGAGCAAUAUGCAUCAAAGAUCCUUGAUGAAGCUACGAACGUUAUCAAUGAGCACGCGGAAUAUUUGGGCCAAAAUGCUAAGAUCUCCCACGAAAUAUAUGCCCUGAAAGGAGGUGACCCGCGCGAUGUAAUCGUCGAUUUCUGUCAUGAACGAGCGGCCGAUGUGCUGGUACUCGGCAGUCGUGGUCUGGGUACAUUUCAGAGAACGAUUUUGGGGAGUGUGUCUGAACAUUGUGUUCACCAUGCUCCAUGUCCUGUAGUAGUUGUUCGGGAAGGAAUGUUAGGUCCUAAUUCUGCACAUGCGCAUCCGCACCGAAUUCGCAGAGGCAGAAAUGUAGAUUCUAGUCAACGUGAAGAAUAGGUAGAUGUUGGUUGUAGCAUGAGGGAACGCCAGCUUCCGAAAUGAUGUCUGUAUAAUCUGGCUGUCUGGUUUGUUUACAUGUUGCAGAUGGAAACUGAGAUAUUUUAGAGCCACAAGGGCAAUCAAACUGAAACGACUUUGGAUAUAAGCCGGAUUUCUAGUUAAUAUGAGCAUGCCAGAUCAAC
Molecule: messenger RNA, 881 nt
Organism: Spizellomyces punctatus DAOM BR117
Lineage: Eukaryota; Fungi; Chytridiomycota; Chytridiomycetes; Spizellomycetales; Spizellomycetaceae
Exons: 6
Coding region: 64-696 (210 amino acids)
Source: RefSeq, a predicted model, not a curated record